UGUUAUUCUAGAGGAGCUUCAUCCACCCUGGAUGUGCUAGGAUUGGUACAAGCACUUUCCAGAGGUCAUGCAAGUCUUGGGGCUGCUCUCCUCCCCCUCUAGUCCUGCUUGAGAAUGUGUGUGUGUGUGUGUGUGUGAGAUGACUGCUAAGAGCAGAGGGACGGAUGGCGGAUCUCACACACUCCAACUACAACAGCAGGCAGCCUGGGAUGUUCUCUUUGCCUUCCUUUGGCUGCAGGGAGAGCUCUGUACUGCCUGGCACUGGAAGAGGCGACAAACAGAAGAAGAAAUCCUUCUAUUUAGUCAGGAUGAAGCCUCUGAAAGAGCCCAUCAACAACAACGUGUCCUUUGUCAUCCACUGUCACAUAGGGAAGGAGAUCAAGCACAUUUGCAGCAACUGCAGUCGCGGAGAAGAAGCUCGAGAGGCUGAGGAAGUGGAGAGACUGGCUGCAAUGCGCUCUGAAUCCUUAGUGCCCGGUACCCACACUCCGCCAAUCAGGAGAAGAAGUAAAUUUGCCACUUUAGGAAGAAUUUUCAAGCCAUGGAAAUGGAGGAAGAAGAAAAGUGAGAAAUUCAAGCAAACAUCUGCAGCACUAGAGCGAAAGAUUUCAAUGAGACAGAGCAGAGAUGAACUUAUUAAAAGAGGAGUUUUAAAAGAAAUCUACGAUAAAGAUGGUGAUUUACAGAAUGAUGAAGGAAUGAUGGAAAAUGGACAAACAAUUGGAACAGGUUCAUCCACCCUAUCAGUCAUAACAGAGCUUGAAUCAAGCACAGUGUCAGGGGAUACAUGUGCAUAUGAAGUUCUUCCAACCUCAGAACUCAUGGAUGGGACAGUGUCUGAAGAUCUCUCAUCAGAGCCAGGAUCCAUGUCCCAGGAUCCAUCAUACAAGCCAACCCUGCUACUACCCCCCAAAAAAUCUACUGCUUUCCCUGUAGAUCAUGAGGACUGCCCUGUGAAACCGCUAUCUUUCCACAAGCAGCCCCCUGCCCUGCCUCCUAAACCUAUUUCCAGAAUUGCCAAUCAUUUAACAGACUCCGGAGCACCUGUGAAACUGCCUUGUAUGCCGGGGAAGAUGUCUCCUCCACUACCUCCAAAGAAAGUUAUGAUAUGCAUGCCAUUAGGAGGAGCAGAUUACUCCCACUCCUAUAGCAAUCAGAAAAGCUCUCAUCAUCACAGUAUCCUGCCAUCUCAGCUAGCCGUCCACCAGCACCAACUUCAAUAUGGGAACCAGCACCUGUCAUCUGGAUCCAGCUCCGUACCCAUUCAUCCUUCACUACCUCCCGGAUGUAGGGUGAUAGAGGAGUUGAACAAGACACUUGCCAUGACCAUGCAGAGGUUAGAAAGCUCGGGUUUGCAUGGAGGUGAUGGCAUGUCAAAAGCAGGGCUCAGUGGAUAUUCUGACAUGAGACAAGUGCCAACCGUUGUUAUUGAAUGUGAAGAUGACAAGGAAAACGUGCCUCAUGAAUCAAACUAUGAUGACUCCUGCCUCUACUCCAGAGAUGAUGAAGAUGAUACAGAUGAAGAUACAGAUGACGAUGAUGAUGAUGAUGAUGAUAGCUCAUUAUACACAAACUCCUUGGCAUUAAAGGUCCUCAGGAAGGAUUCGCUGGCGAUUAAGUUAAGCAACAGACCCUCCAAGAGAGAGUUGGAGGAGAAGAAUAUCCUCCCCAAGCAGACAGAUGAGGAGAGGCUGGAACUCCGGCAACAGAUUGGCACUAAACUUACAAGGCGAUUGAGCCAAAGGCCAACAGCUGAAGAGUUGGAGCAGAGAAAUAUUUUGAAACCUCGUAAUGAACAAGAAGAGCAGGAGGAAAAACGAGAGAUAAAGAGGAGGCUAACACGCAAGCUCAGUCAGAGGCCAACAGUGGAGGAAUUACGUGAGAAGAAGAUCCUGAUACAUUUCAGUGAUUAUGUGGAGCUUGCAGAUGCACAGGACUACGAUAGGAGGGCGGAUAAACCAUGGACUCGUCUCACAGCCGCUGACAAAGCAGCCAUACGAAAAGAGCUGAAUGAAUUUAAAAGUACAGAAAUGGAAGUUCAUGAAUUAAGUAGGCAUUUAACAAGGUUUCACAGACCCUAGCAUCAAAGUUCUACUUGAAUACUAUUUUCAAAAAGGGAACCACAAAGUGCUGGGAUAUUUUAUUUUCUCUUAUACGUCAAUGUAAAUCUAUGGAACUGCCGUGUUUCUCAAGAGAAAAUAACGGCAUUUACAUAGUCUUCAUAGAUGAUCUCCAUCUUCACUAGACCUUCUCAAUGUGAAGCAUUGUGCAACGGAAAAUGUCAGCAGAAGUGUGGAUUUGUCCAGUAUGUACAAAGUGAACAGAUGUUGUCCUUCCGUCAGUGCUUGGGCGUCAACAUCUAUGUGUCGCUGUGUUCGGUAGUCCACGUGAAAGGAAACGUGAAGGGUCCUUGAACCUGAACAAGCAGAGGAGUCCUGUGAAGCAUAUGUCAAAAAUUCUUGAUGCAUUCAGCCAAAUCUAUAUGGGCUUUGUAAGCAAAGAAGAGAGACUUGCACUACUAUUCCUCUGUAAAGCAUUCCCAGUUCAUGUUGCAUCUUCCACGCCAGAGACUGGUUGCUGAAUUCUGAGCCCGUUGGGGUAAAUGGAACAUGUGCUCACUCAGCAGAAUAUAGAGAAAUGACAGGGAAGGAAUGGCCAGCAACAUGUAGCUUUGCAGCUAUUAUCUGGCAACAAAAUCAUCAUCAUGUGCCGUAGCCAUUAAGAGCGUAAUCAGGGUCGGAUAAUAAAAGCUCACAGAGACAUUAACCCAUUUAAAGAACACAAAUAUUCUUUUUUUUAUUAUUAUUAUUUCAAAUUACCUAAAGUGGUGUGGCCCGAAUGUCAGUGUACUUAGGUUCUGAGUCUGCAUACCUGGUUAUGUGUAUUUUGCACAGUGCAUUUCAUUGUACCAUAUUUCAAUUGCAUACAGUUCUUGAGUUGAGCAGGCCGCUCAAUGUAUUUUUGUUACUACAAUUCUGUAUCAGGAGGUGCAGUCUUGGUCAGUCCAAAUUUUUCAUUUCACAUCCCACAAUAAUAUUUUCCCAAAGGCAGAUAUUGAUGGUGUUUGUCUUUGGGAAUGUGGUGUCAUUAUAUUGUGCCUGUUCUGUAUAGACUAGGAACGACUGCAACGUCAGAGUCAGACAUUUCAUCAGGUUAGACGUUUCCCAUGACUGGGCCUGUUCAUAUAAACAUGGAGUUUUCUUGUAAAUUAAAUAAACAAGAAUAUUUUUCAAAAUCGA
Rana temporaria (common frog) is the source of this 3239-nucleotide messenger RNA. RefSeq names its product phosphatase and actin regulator 1 (gene PHACTR1). The coding region runs from base 165 to 2081 and encodes 638 amino acids. The transcript is spliced from 13 exons. Gene Ontology annotation, molecular function: actin binding. Gene Ontology annotation, biological process: stress fiber assembly; cell motility. The record is from RefSeq and is a predicted model, not a curated record. NCBI's taxonomy places the organism in Eukaryota, Metazoa, Chordata, Amphibia, Anura, Ranidae.